Melampsora larici-populina 98AG31 is the source of this 927-nucleotide messenger RNA. RefSeq lists its product as uncharacterized. The transcript is spliced from 3 exons. The coding region runs from base 1 to 927 and encodes 308 amino acids. NCBI's taxonomy places the organism in Eukaryota, Fungi, Basidiomycota, Pucciniomycetes, Pucciniales, Melampsoraceae. The record is from RefSeq and is a predicted model, not a curated record.
AUGCUCUGUAUCCACUUUACUUUAGUGCUAGAACAGGAUCAAAUUUUGAAAAUAUGGUUUGCUAAACAAGAUGUACAGAAUCAGUUUGUGGCCAUUCACGAGCAGAAACGGCCUUUGGAUUCACUCCGCGACCAAACUGCUAAAUUAAAAACCAAACUGGAAACAUAUCAAAAGCUUUUAUUGAAAUAUUCAACUACUUCUCCCCAUCCAUCACAGCCAACAAACAUUACCUACACCAAGCUUCUUGAAACCGACUUUGAUCACUUGUUUUGGAAUGAUGGUCUCUUCACCGACAGACGCGAACCUUGGGCAAUCAAUGCUAAUACACAACAUGGAAUGCGUCAAAUUGCCUAUUACGAUCAAGCCAAAGAAGAAAUCCGCCGCUUGGGAUGGGAAGCUAGAAGAGUGAUGCGGUGGGACAUUGAUUCCCACAGGUUGCUUUCAACUUAUCUUUAUCAACUUCAAACACACAUUCUAGUUGAAGACGCACAGCCAAUUGAUCUGCCGUUGAUAAAUCAUCCAGCUUUGAGCUUGCUUAGUGGUCUGGGUAAGAUAUCAGCUGCAAGAAUGAUCAUAAAUCAAAAGCUAGUGCGGAUAUUCAAUUUACAAGCAGACUGGAAUACGGGUCUGAGAGAGAUUCUUCAUUGCACACCAUCGCAAGAAGGCGAUAACGAACUCAAGAUCUCAUGGUACAAUCAAAUUCAAAAAAUUCAAAACAUGUAUGUCAAGAAGAUGCUCUCAUUGAACACAGGUUUUGUAACUAUUUUGGAGGGGGUGGAGGAUGUUAUUCAGACGGAUAAUCAAGCAAAUAACAAUAUCCAAAUUGAUAGUGAGGGUAUUACUAAUACUGAUGGUGAUUCAAGUGAUGACUUGAGUGUUGAGGACAUUGAUCUGGAAUGGGAGGAUGUCCAUGAAGCAAUGAUGUGA